Messenger RNA from Saccharomyces paradoxus, 513 nucleotides. RefSeq lists its product as uncharacterized. Bases 1 to 513 code for a protein of 170 amino acids. Gene Ontology annotation, cellular component: cytoplasm. The record is from RefSeq and is a predicted model, not a curated record. The transcript has a single exon. NCBI's taxonomy places the organism in Eukaryota, Fungi, Ascomycota, Saccharomycetes, Saccharomycetales, Saccharomycetaceae. Gene Ontology annotation, biological process: regulation of translational initiation.
AUGAAUAAGAAUGUUGGCAAACUAGUGAGAAUAUGGAAUGAAUCAGAAGUUUUAAUUGAUAGAAAAUCAAAAUUUCAAGCAAGAUGUUGCACAUUACAGAAUCAGAAGGAUAUACCCUUCAUACUUCAGGAAUUAACUCAAAACAAUAAAAGCGUUUCUAAGGCAUCCCACAUGCACAUGUAUGCCUGGAGAACGGCCGAAAUAUCGAACGAUUUGAACUUUCAGCAAGAGCAGAAAAAGAAGAGCAGUAAAACUAAUAAGAGUAAUAAUAGGCAUGCUGACAAGUCAAAAAAGGUAACGAUGCAACCAAAGAACAUUGAGCAAGGAUGUGCUGACUGCGGCGAAGCUGGUGCUGGGCAACGUUUAUUGACUUUGCUUGAGAGAGCAAACAUAUUCAACGUCCUAGUAAUAGUGACCAGAUGGUACGGUGGCACGCCUUUGGGCUCAUCAAGAUUCAGACACAUUUCAACUUGUGCCGUGGAAACUUUGAAGAAGGGUGAAUUUCUUCCUUGA